Molecule: messenger RNA, 1524 nt
Organism: Sinocyclocheilus rhinocerous
Lineage: Eukaryota; Metazoa; Chordata; Actinopteri; Cypriniformes; Cyprinidae
Product: aryl hydrocarbon receptor nuclear translocator-like
Exons: 12
Coding region: 72-1412 (446 amino acids)
Biological process (GO): regulation of DNA-templated transcription
Cellular component (GO): nucleus; transcription regulator complex; cytoplasm
Molecular function (GO): DNA-binding transcription factor activity
Source: RefSeq, a predicted model, not a curated record
AUGUUUUAAAAAAGCCUUAAAUUAUAUUCACAAUGUGAACUAUUUUUACUGUUGUGAAAUAUCUCUGAUGCAUGGAUUGUAAUUGUGUGUGUGUGUGUGUGUCCAGAUGUGGAGUGUGUCCCGUAGAGCCGGUGUCCAUGAACAGACUCAACUUCCUGAGAAGCAGAAACAGGAAUGGACUGGGUCCUGCUAAGGAGGGUGAGCCGCAGUAUGCGGUCGUGCACUGCACAGGCUUCAUCAAGUCCUGGCCUCCUGCAGGAGUGACUCUUGCUGAAGAGGAGGCCGAUAAUAAUCAGGGAAAUCGUUUCUGUCUAGUCGCCAUUGGAAGGCUACAGGUCACAUGUUGCCCAAGCGACACUAGCAUAAAUAACAUCAGCGUUCCAGUGGAAUUUAUUUCCCGCCACAACUGUCAGGGCCUCUACACCUUUGUGGAUCACCGCUGUCAGGCGACGGUGGGCUUCCAGCCUCAGGUGGGCCUCAGAAACCUGAGUCAGGGUCAUUUCUGCAGAGAGCAAUCCCGCGAGUGGAUCUGGAUGAGAACCAGCUCGUUCACCUUCCAGAACCCUUUCUCUGAAGAGAUCGAGUACAUCAUCUGCACCAACGCCAAUGUCAAUAGAGGUGCGAAUCAGGACUCCCUGUCCCCCCUCUCUUCCCCGGGGGUUUCACUGCCCCCUUCACUGGGGCAGAGCAGUCCUAACUGCCCCUCCACCCCCAGCCCAGGGCAGGUCACAGCCAGGCAGUUGCAGCAGCAGCAGGCCGAGUUAGACGGAGGGAUGGGACGAGACGCAGCGUAUGAAACCAAUCAGGUCACUCUUCCUCAGGUUCCAGUGCAGACUGUAGGUGUAGUCGGUGCUGAUCACAACUCUAAAGCCGUGUCCUCCAGUGCCUCCGGUGGACAGCAGCUUUACCCACCAGCAGCAGAUGCUCAGAUUUUCUGGUUCUAUAUUUCAAAAUGUCUUUCUUUUCUUGUUGUUGCAAAUACUCUCUUUGUCCAGCAGAUGGCAGGUCAGGUUGUGAAGAGUCAGUCAGCUCAGUUUAACAUGGGAGGUUUCAGCUCCGCCCCUUCAUCCUCCACUUCCUCUUCCUUUGGCCAGAUGGGCGGGGCUUCUGCUUCAAUGGCAAACACAUCAAAUUACCAACAAAUAAACAGCCACAACAACCCUUCAACUAAUGGAUUCGGCGACAUUAAUCAGAUGGGAGCGCAGUUCCGCUCCAGGCCAGCAGAGGGAGUGUCAGGCUGGCAGCAGUGGCAAACUCAGCCACACACUCAAGGCACCGCAGACGCACACCAGCAGCCUCAAAACAGCCAGACAGAGAUGUUUCAAGAUGUUAUCUCCAUGUUGGAUCAAACCGGCAGCUUCGGCAACGAUGAUUUCGCCGAGAUGCCCAUGUUUCCUCCUUUCCCCGAGUGAUCCCGCUUCACUCCCUGUUGCUCUCUCACACGCCAUUUCUUACUCGUUUAACCAAAUCAAUGGCAGAGCGGAGGCACGGAGGGAUCUAAAACGAGAGCGAGACUGAUGCAUU